AUGGGGAGGUCACUAACGGGAACCGUGAUCAUCACCGGAGGAAAUGGCUCACUAGGAUCCGAGAUCGCCGUGGCCAUCGCCAAGACACAACCCUUUACACAUCUCCUCCUCACAGCCCGACAUCCCAAACGACAAGAUGCCCGGGACUUGAUCUCACGAAUCCGACAAAUUGGGCCCCGAUCUAUCGAGAUCCUCAGUCUCGACCUCACCGACCUUCAAUCAGUGACUAGUUUUGCCCAUCGGACGAUCGAGCGAGUACGAAGCAGAGAAAUCCCGCCUAUCUCCAACCUAAUUCACUCCGCCGCUGUUGCAUCGUACACCGUCGACGAACUCACCCUGGACGGCUAUGACCCAGUCUACCAGACCAAUUGUGUCGCACCAUUCUUCCUCACAGUCGGCUUACUCGAGGCGUUCCGCGCAGGCGAUGGAACCCCCGACGGAGGCGCGAAAGUGAUCUACAUCGGCUGCUCCACAGCGUCAGAAGGUCGGCUCGAUUUCUUCGACCGUGAGCAAGGGCGCGAUACGCGGCCGCCGGGGACGAUCUUGAGUGCCAAGGAAGGGAAUAUUCGAUUCGGGAGUAGCAAGCUUCUUGCAAGCGUGGCGUUAUAUGCAUUGCGACGCAGCCUGGCCAGUACUGGCAGCAUCGCGCUGGACAUCUUCACGCUAGAUCCCGGGGGUAUGGCCGGGGAAAGCCACCUGAGAACAGGGGCCCCCUUGUCGGUACGGGUGGCACAUCAGACGCGGUCGGGGCUGGGACCGAUUCUGCGGAUGGUAUCGCGCAGCUCGAUCAACAAGGCCAGUGUUCCGGCCAAGGCGAUCGCCAAAGUCGCAUUCCGUCGGGCUUCGGUGGAGCAGGCCGAGAGGUACUUUAUCCUAGAUGGUGAGUACGAGGCCGCAUCCGUCCUGGGGACACUUCGCCAAGGUGCAACGAUGGAAUCGUUGUUGGUGCGGAUGAUGCGACAGGUAGAGGGGAGUUCGAAGGGAUCGCCCGUGUCGAUUAGUCCUGCACCGACGACGUAUUAA
Molecule: messenger RNA, 1023 nt
Organism: Penicillium cataractarum
Lineage: Eukaryota; Fungi; Ascomycota; Eurotiomycetes; Eurotiales; Aspergillaceae
Product: glycosyltransferase family protein
Exons: 2
Coding region: 1-1023 (340 amino acids)
Cellular component (GO): lipid droplet; mitochondrial outer membrane; endoplasmic reticulum membrane
Molecular function (GO): 3-beta-hydroxysteroid 3-dehydrogenase (NADP+) activity
Source: RefSeq, a predicted model, not a curated record